Molecule: messenger RNA, 306 nt
Organism: Trypanosoma theileri
Lineage: Eukaryota; Euglenozoa; Kinetoplastea; Trypanosomatida; Trypanosomatidae
Exons: 1
Source: RefSeq, a predicted model, not a curated record
GGAAACGGCGACAAACGUACAACAGGCGAAAGUGCAGCUAGACAAGGAGGAGAAUCAACAGAAGCUUCUACCUCUUCUCCCAGCAGUUCACCCACAGAGAGUGCCGGUGGUGCCGAUGCUGAAACAAAUAACACAACCACUUCACUUACAGAGAGUGAAUCAACGGACAAUCAAAAUGAGAGAGAAAAUACAGAUACAACCACCACCACCACCACAACAACCACAACAACACUUCCUCCUGAACUCACAAACAACAAGAAGGGUGAUGCAGACAGCAGCAGCAGUAUGAGCAGUUCUGUGUGGGUG